Messenger RNA from Adineta ricciae, 3999 nucleotides. Lineage: Eukaryota; Metazoa; Rotifera; Eurotatoria; Adinetida; Adinetidae. The record is from the annotation of a GenBank genome assembly.
AUGCCGACUGACGACGAAGAUCUCAGUACAUUUUAUGCGAAUUUACCCUCGAUUUUCGAGUCACAUUCAUCGAUAUCCAAUCUACAAUCGAACGAUGUAACGACAACACUGAUUGACAAUGAAAAACCUUAUCAGCCGAUGUUUGGCUCAUUUCUAUUUACUGACUCUGAACCAUUUACCAGAGCGGCUUUUAUCGAACCGUCUAUAUCUUCACCCACCGAAGGACGACAACAACUCGAUAAUAAUACUGUUUCACAAGCAAAUAAUUCUCCAAAUAGUAAUAAUAUCCAGACAACAUCAAUCCCAUCAUUAGCACUUCCCGAAGAUAUUGAUGAUGAAGAAGAAGAAGAAGAAGAGGAUGAUUUUGAUGGUAUUCCCAUUCAACACGCAUCCCCGCUGAUAAAACCAAAGCAUAAUGGUGAUAUGGAUUCGUUUAUAAAUCAUUCUGAACAUGAUAACACUCUCGAGGAAUUUAUUCAUCAUGUUGAAAAUAACAAUGAAUAUGACAUUGACGAUGUUGAAUCGAUUCUAAACGAUUUUCACGAUGACGAACAAGAACAAUAUGAAUCACAAGCGAUUCCUUCCUUAUUCAAAGAUAUUCCGGAUAUUGAUGACUUAAAUGCACAUGAAGACAAAGACAUAGAUGGAAUUCCAUUUGAUCAUAUGGAUAUGCUUGAUCAAUCCGAUUCGAUCCGUUCAUCAUCACCCGACUCGGUCCUAUCAUCAUCACACUUGCGUGACGACGAUGAUGACGAUGAUCUUGAUGUUGGAGAUCAAGUGAUGAAUAUUAAUGAAGAUGCAGAUGAUGAUGAUGAUGAUGUCACACAAUGGAAUGACGACUUUAUACUAAAUAUGAAAUCGACUCCACAAAAUGAUCGUCCGAAUGCUCCAUUACCACCAUCAAUUAAUUUAAAUAUUCAUCCACAUGAUCAAGUCGAUUUCAUCGAUUCCUCACGUAGUACUUCAAGAUGUUCCAAUGCAUCAUCUCGUUUAAGUGUUGGCUACGGUGAUCAAGCACAAAUAUUUAUCAACGGUCAUGAUGGAUUGGAAAGUUCAUCGGAAUCUGAUAGUGAACGUGAAGAUGAUGAUAAUCUUCAAAUUGAUUUGGAAAAUGAUUUACCUAAUUGUGAUACCGAUGAAGAACUUGCAUUACAAGUUAAUUUAGAUUAUCAUCGUUCCAAAUCAUCAUCUUCGCAUUCUUCCUCUAGCUGUAGUACACGUUCAACAUCACCUAUCGUUGAUCAAACACCUAUUGUCGACAUGGACGCCGAUAUAGUUGAGACAAAACCGAUCGAGACGGCUCCUAUUGCUCUCGCAGAUGAUGAUGAUAAUGAUGAUGAUGACGAAUUAGUUCCUUCUGAUCAACCAGUAUUACCGAUUAUAAUCCCGAGAAAUCCGUGGGAAUUAAAAUUCAACACAAGACAAAAUGAGAUUGUACGUGAUAUAAUUAAUCUGAGACAUAUUUUAAAUGAACACGAUAGUGACGAUGAAUUUAUAGCUGUUAUGCACAAUCCAUCCGUAUUCGAAGAAGUACUGCUCGACAAAGACGAACAACAGCAAGUGGAUUUAACCGAGCAAACAAAUGUUCGUUCGAGUACAUCUCAGAUAACGCCACGGCUGUUAAGUGAUAAUAAAUUUGAAAGUGAAUCAGUUGAUCAAUACCAAAAUAUAGAACCAACGGCGUCGAGUAGCGAAGAGAGCAGACCUUGGCAACAAACAACAACAAAUAAUUAUUCUGCUUCUUCUUCUGUCAAUCACCUUCUGAUCAGAAAAAGAGAAAAAGACGAAGAAGAAGAAGAAAAUGUUAGUAUUAGUAAUUGGACUAGUAUAAAGCAAACAGAAGAACAACAGUCAAGAGAAACUAUUCUUCCUAACAACGAUAUUCAACAACUGACAACUCUUGACAAAUCAGACGAAAUGAAUUCAGGCGAGGACGACAACGAUUAUAAUGAUGAUGAUUUAGAGUUACUGAAUACCCUUGCUCAAUUCCAUGGUAUUGUGCAUGCACCUAAUUUAUCGCCAGAAACGCAUUCAACGUUUAAUAAUAUAAGUCAUAAUUAUGACAAACAUCAUUUUAUCUCGAAUUUAUUAUCAACAUCGUCGAUCGAUAAAGAAGAAAAUCCGACUUUAUUCAACAAUUUACUAACAAGAAAUGAGAACGAUGAACAUUUAACUGAUCGUUUCUUAUCGACGAAUCCGUUCACAAACCAGAAAUCACAUUCUCCAGAUUUGAAUCUCAAUUCUCAUACAUCUUCCUCUUUAUCAUCAUCAUCAUCGUCGACAAAUGAAUUUACUGAUUCAAUACAAUCGUUAAAUCCAUUAGUACGCGGUGAUGUCCAAUUCACAUCUACAAAUACUGGUGAUCUUUUCGCACAAAUGACAAAAGAAAACAUGAUUUCUAAUUGGGAUAGUUUGUCGACUCAGUCAACAUAUGACAUCGUCUCAUCAAAUAUCGAUGAAAAUAAUUUGACUAAUUAUUUCUGUCAACCUUCAGAUAUGGAAGUUCCGCCACUUGCGGAAAGUCUUGUGUCAAACAUAGAUCAAUCAGCAGUUGGUGAAACGGAUCGUCAAACCGAACAUGUCGUUAAAGAAAUCUUAUCUAAUGCCAUUGAUGAAGUUUCCAAAGAACUUCCGACAAACGAUGGUCUGCAGACACAAACGAUAUUAAACAAAUCGGUUUGCGAUCCAUUUGAUGAAAACUUCAAUACUAUUUGGAGUGAACAGUUUGAUAACUAUAAUACUUCAAGUCUAUUCUCAUCUAGUCAUAGUCAACUGAUGACGGUAUCAAUGUUACUAACAAAUCCAUUUCAUUCAGAUGUUACUAUGAAUCAAAGCUGUAAAUUUCAAGAUGAUUUCGCGUCAUAUCAGAAUGAAUCAUCUUUAACCACGGAUGAGCAAGUUAACGACGGCGCAUGGCAAACAAAAAAUUCAACAGAAACGAGAAAUGCAGAUACUUCCGAAGAACCAACAAGCGAAAAUGAAAAUGAUGAUAAUCUAAAAUUCGACAAACAAGAGAAUUUCUUCAAUGAAAAAUCCCGUUUUUCUCAAUUUGAAGCAUAUGCCAGUGAUCAACCAUUGAAAACGCUUGGUAUUGGUUCUAUAGUAGCAGAGAUUGAUAGUGAAUUCAAUGACUCAUCGCAAAUGCAAGAAUCAACAACAUCGAUAGAUCGACAAUCUGAAAUGAUUACAUCUGUCGAUGGUGGUCACAAUGAUAAUGAACCUUGGGAACUUGAUGAUAGUGGUGAAGAGAAAAUUACACCUAUUCAGACAACAACUAUCUUGCAAAAAAAUGAUUCAUAUAAUAACUUCUUCUCGGAACAACAAUCAAGUGCAAUAGCAACUGCUACGACAUUACCAGCAACAACUGAAGGAUCAGAUGAUGAGAUCGAAGAAGAAAAUUAUGAUGAUUAUUUUAAUCAAAAUCAAGUCAAGGGAGAAAACGAAGUACCAUCGAAUAAAACUGUUCGAUUCGAUGAAAACAACAUUGAGAAUGUGGCUGUUCUAACACCGAAAGAUAGUCUCGAAGAAUCCGAAACACCACAAACGCCGCCUGAUUCAGAUGAUGAUGAUGACGAUGACGAAGAACAUAUAGCUAUCAAUCUUCGUAUGGCUAGUGAUCGAAUUACGGAUCAUAUGAAUGAUAAUAACAUUAACUACGAAGAAAAACCAGCUGAAGCAAUUGUGAACAAAACUGUGCUACGACCAGAAAGUGAAAUAUCUUUAGCAGAUAGCGAAGAUUUACCACCACCGUUACCACCAUUGCCACCAUUGAACAAGAAAUCAGGUUCAUCGACAGAUAACAUUCCAUCGAAGUCAUCGUCAUUAUCGUCAACCAGCGUAGAUUUAAAACGUAAUAUAAAUUCACGAACAGAAUCAGAACCGACUGCAACAAUACAAACAAUAACAACAGAAGCGAAAUUACACAACAAUCCCGAUCCACAAGCCACUCGAUCGUUCGAUUCAGGUAUUGUGAAAUAUUCUAAUCUAAUUUCUAGUUGA